AUGUUAUUUGGCAUAAUUCGCUCGCCAGAUCAACAAUUCCCACAACAACAAUUAACAGUUCCUCAAGGAAUUGGGUGCCUAUCAAGUUCGGAGCGAUGUCAAGUACGAAAAAAUGCGCCAACGCGGUUCGAAGAAGAACCGAAGAAGUCCAAACCCCCCCUCGGGUCUAUUCCACCCAGCAACGUCUCGACUCGCCUCGACCCCAAGGAGCAGGUUUUGGUGGCCGUCUCGUGCGACUCGUUCCAGUCCGGUGCCGAGGACACGAACAACGACCGUGUGACGAUUGAGUGGACGAACACCCCCGACGGUGCCGCCAAGCAGUUCCGCCGCGAGUGGUUCCAGGGAGACGGCAUGGUCCGCCGCAAGAACCUCCCCAUCGAGUACAACCCC
This is a messenger RNA of Mesorhabditis spiculigera, 390 nucleotides long. NCBI's taxonomy places the organism in Eukaryota, Metazoa, Nematoda, Chromadorea, Rhabditida, Rhabditidae. The record is from the annotation of a GenBank genome assembly.